This is a messenger RNA of Pseudovirgaria hyperparasitica, 1158 nucleotides long. RefSeq lists its product as uncharacterized. Gene Ontology annotation, cellular component: nucleus. The record is from RefSeq and is a predicted model, not a curated record. Bases 155 to 1045 code for a protein of 296 amino acids. Lineage: Eukaryota; Fungi; Ascomycota; Dothideomycetes; Acrospermales; Acrospermaceae. The transcript has a single exon.
ACUUCACAGCCACGCUACCAGUACUUUCAUCAUAUUGCUGAACUACAUCAGCGACACGGCUUACGCAGCUGGGUUUCACAAAAUACACAAUCGCUUGGACGACUUUGACUGUAUACCUGAUUCAUACUUCGCAACACCACUCGCUGUCGCUGCUAUGGCCCAACAAAUAAACAUCCUCCUCACCACCUUCACUGGUUUGGGCCUCCCUCCCACUCUAUCUUUCGCAGUAUCAUCCUCCACUUCCGUUGCAAAACUAGGAGAAGCUAUUGCAGAGCAUCUACCAGCGAUCCCCUCCAGACUCAUUGUUACUACCAACCGAAAUAGACAACUCGAAUUCUGGUCCAGGGAAGAACCAAUCACUACCCUUCUCUCAUCACCAAACGAUACCUUCUUACCUCUGAGACUCUCUGUACCACUAUGUGGUGGCAAGGGCGGCUUUGGGUCACAGCUUCGCGCUGCUGGUGGCCGUAUGUCGUCCCGCAAGAAGAGAAAGCAGGGGGAUGAACAUGCUUCGAGCCGCAACCUCGAUGGUCGCAGACUACGCACUGUCGCUGAAGCCAAGGCUCUCGCAGAAUACCUUGCGAUCAAGCCCGAUAUGGAGAAGAAGGAGAAGGAAGAGCGUAAAAAGCGUUGGGAGAGCAUCGUGGAGAUGGCCGAUAAGCGCGAAGAGGAGAUUAGGAACGGCAGGGGAAGGCUGGAUGGCAAAUGGGUCGAGUCGAAAGAAGAGGCAUCAGAACGGACCAGAGAAGCAGUCCUAGCUGCUAUGAAAGCUGGGGAUAUUCAGGAUGCCUUGGGCGCCAAGGAGAGUGAUAGCUCUGGGGAAGCGUCUGGAACAAGUGAUGGCAGCGAUAGCGAAAUGGAAGUGGAGGAGUCGGGUGCGUCGAGCUCUAAGCCAGUGAAAUCUCAGACCGCCGCUAAGACUUUCUUUGGCUGGGAUGAUGAGGAUGAAGAUAUGAGCGAUGAAGACGAGGAGGCUGAUGUAGAGGAAUCAGGGCUGGCAGAAGCUGCAACGUCGGAUAAGGGAAAGGGAAAAGCGACUGAGUGAUGCUGGGGAUACAUGUCUCGACUUCUACAUUUAUGCAUAGCACGGGCGUUUGGAUCUGGUACCUAGAUACCCUAAUGAUUAAGAUAUUCAGUCUAAUCAAACAGUAUCACAAC